Molecule: messenger RNA, 2903 nt
Organism: Nothobranchius furzeri (turquoise killifish)
Lineage: Eukaryota; Metazoa; Chordata; Actinopteri; Cyprinodontiformes; Nothobranchiidae
Gene: rab14l
Product: RAB14, member RAS oncogene family, like
Biological process (GO): endocytic recycling; defense response to bacterium; Golgi to endosome transport
Cellular component (GO): recycling endosome; Golgi apparatus; trans-Golgi network
Molecular function (GO): GTP binding; GTPase activity
Source: RefSeq, a predicted model, not a curated record
CCAGAAGCCCAUUGAAUAGUGCAGAGGAAACCCUGUACCAAACGGCAGCCAUCUUGGAAACACAGAUCAGCCAGGAGGAGAACCUGCAAACCUCUUCUGAACAGCUCCAGAAGUCUAAGAUAGAAAAUUAUAUUCCUGAGCCACGAUGGCCACUGCACCAUAUAACUACUCCUACAUUUUCAAAUACAUCAUAAUCGGGGACAUGGGUGUAGGAAAGUCCUGUUUGCUUCACCAGUUCACAGAAAAGAAAUUUAUGGCAGACUGUCCUCACACAAUUGGGGUGGAGUUUGGAACGAGGAUAAUCGAGGUGAGCGGGCAGAAGAUCAAGCUGCAGAUUUGGGACACAGCAGGACAGGAGCGCUUCAGGGCCGUCACCCGCUCCUACUAUCGUGGAGCUGCAGGAGCACUUAUGGUCUACGACAUCACUAGGAGAAGCACUUACAACCACCUCAGCAGCUGGCUGACGGAUGCCAGAAACCUCACCAACCCCAAUACCGUGAUCAUUCUCAUAGGAAACAAGGCAGACUUGGAAGCCCAGAGAGACGUCACGUAUGAGGAGGCAAAGCAGUUUGCAGAGGAGAACGGUUUGUUGUUCCUGGAGGCCAGUGCAAAAACAGGUGAAAACGUCGAGGAUGCGUUCCUUGAAGCUGCUAAAAAAAUUUACCAGAAUAUCCAAGAUGGCAGCCUGGACCUGAACGCUGCUGAGUCAGGGGUCCAGCACAAGCCAUCAGCGCCACAAGGUGGUCGGCUAACCAGCGAACCACAGCCCCAGAGGGAAGGUUGCGGCUGCUAAUGACCAAGCAAAAGGCCGCUGUGCCCUCUUCUUCUCCUAUCUGUUCUGCCUGCCCUCUCUUCAAACAACUCCUUCAUUCAUUCCGAGACCUUCUUUCGUUCAUCCUUCACUGCACCAGGGCGGAGUUGACAGUGGAAAGGAAGAGCGGUGGGGAAUCUCGACUGAGCUGGACAGCGUGGACUACAUCUCCUCCUCCCUGUCUCAACCCUCUUAAGACUUUCAGUGUAUUCUGUCUCAUAACUGUCCUCCCUCUCUCACUCAGUCCCCUCUCCCCUCAUCAGUAGUAUCAUAGAUAAGCACCAUGAAUUACGCUGGUCACUGACACUUUAGAUAGAUGUAUUGUUCAAACAAUAACAAAGCAAGACUGUUUUUUAUGUUUGGUUUUAUAGCUACAUAUGAAAUGUAAAUACUGCAUCAAGUUUCAUCCACCACAUGUCCUUUUUUUGUAUAAAUCUAAAUUAUAAUCCCAAACUCCUCUCUAUCAUGAUUCCAUCGUUUUAGGAAGAAAUGCAGAUGAGAUAUUGUGUGUGAGGGCAGAAGGUAAUGACGUGACACACAGCCACGCGGGUUCAGGCUCUUCACCGUGUGUCCAAGAAUGUAGUAGUGAGCUCUUUUUUCCAGCAGGAUCUGAACCUGCUAGUGGCUUUUAAUUCUGUUUUUUGCUGCUUGGCACAAAAGUAAAUAUCCUUUGUGAGAAGUGAUGAACUCAGGUAAUCCCAUACAGAUGUUAGGAAUGACUCGUUAAACACCGCCUGGGUGAUUCCUGAGUCCCUGCUGAGGCGUUGGAGUUUUGGUCUGUGUGUUACAAAGAUGGAUGGAUGAAUGGUUAUUUAGACAGUUAAAAUGUCACUUUAACAAAAAUGAAAUCUGGUUUCAUUUGCAUCUGUGUGCUUAGCACCAGCUCUUCUGCAUGGAUCACCCCACCCCCGAUCAUAUCAACAUGUUUGUACCAGCAUCUCUGUCAUCGUUUGUUGCCUUAUUAUGAAUACUUUAGUCUUUGUUUUGCUGUACUUGCUCUUCACUGUUGUUGAGAUUACCCUAAUUGGAUAAAAAGUUGCUCUUAACCCUCUCAGGUUCAAAAUAAGUUUUGAUAAAAGGACGAACAACAAAGUCCUUCAGGGGUACUUCUGGGUUAAAAAAUGCUCAUGAGAUACGUAUGUGGAGUAACCAGGUAGGUAGGUUUUAACUUGCAAAUCUGCAACGCCUGCCUCCUGAGGGUUAAUGUUAUUUAUAAAAAAAUCUGAAAUGACGAAGUGUACUCGGCAUGAUUAGGUGUUAAAAAACAAAACGCAUCUAGCUCCUAUCUUAACGAAGCUGCACUGAAGAGCUGAUGGUUGUUCAUUUGGAUCAUUGUUGCUCUGCCUUGUGACGCAAAGCAGUAUGUCCCUCAUCUUAGAAACAUGAAGUUGUGCUAAUCAAAAUCUUUGAAUUUCCUUUCAAGUACGACUUUUCUGUAACAUAGCGGCCACCCUCCCGACUGCUGUAUAUAUUGCUUUCCUGCUGGUGACGACCUCGUUACUGUACUUCCGGUUUAAAACUUAUUUGGUGGCUCUGCUGAGAUCUUGUACAGUUUGUGUGCUUGUGGGUUGCCUGUAAUUCAUGCUUGGAAAAUUGUGUAACAUAGUUUCUAAUAAUUGUAAAGGACAGACACAUAGAAAGCCCUCACUCCCCCAACCACCUUGUCUGCACACUACUGAACUUGCUUGUCAAGGAGCAAGGAGGUGGAAUGAGAUGAUGUCAUGCAAGCCAGUACUUACGUCUGCAAAUUUUGUCUCAUCUUAUUUCCGUAAAGAGUGAAGAACAGAGCACAUUCAUGUUUAUAUUUUUCUUUUUUCCACCCAACCAUGGUUCACCUGUUCGGGAGGAGCCGUCAUUGCAAUCUUAACUUUUUUGGGGGGGGGGUAUUUGUUUUUGUGGGACGGCUGAGCUUCCCUCUGUGUUCCUCUUCAGUACAAUUUUGAGUGAAAAUACGUAAAUAUGUAUACAUUUUUAAGGAGCUGCGCUAACAUUUAAAUGCGUUCUUACGUGUAUAUGAUUUUAAAAUGUUGACAUUUUGAUUUUAAUGAUAAAAUACUCUAGUCAGAAAAAAAUAAAUUAUACAUAACCUGAA